Molecule: messenger RNA, 3997 nt
Organism: Carlito syrichta (Philippine tarsier)
Lineage: Eukaryota; Metazoa; Chordata; Mammalia; Primates; Tarsiidae
Gene: DNMT3A
Product: DNA methyltransferase 3 alpha
Exons: 20
Coding region: 97-2724 (875 amino acids)
Biological process (GO): negative regulation of DNA-templated transcription
Cellular component (GO): nucleus; cytoplasm
Molecular function (GO): DNA (cytosine-5-)-methyltransferase activity
Source: RefSeq, a predicted model, not a curated record
AAGCGAAAUUGUGACUGUAGCUGCUUGCAUGAAGGUUUAUGUAAACAGUUUCUGGACAGAAAGUAUAUAACUUUCACUAGAAUUUUAGAGGAGCCAAUGAUUCAAAACAGGCUGAGACCGCAAGUCUCAUCCUCUCCUUGUGUGUCUCUCUCCUCUUUUCAGGUGGAAAACAGUGACACGCCAAAGGACUCUGCAGUGACCUCCAAGUCCCCAUCCAUGGCCCAGGACUCAGGCUCCUCAGAGCUGUUACCCAACGGGGACUUGGAGAAGCGGAGUGAGCCCCAGCCAGAGGAGGGGAGUCCUGCUGGGGGACAGAAGGGCGGGGCCCCAGCAGAGGGAGAGGGUGCAGCUGAGACCCCGCCUGAAGCCUCCAGAGCAGUGGAGAAUGGCUGCUGCACCCCCAAGGAGGGCCGAGGAGCCCCUACAGAAGAGGGCAAAGAACAGAAGGAGACCAACAUCGAAUCCAUGAAAAUGGAGGGCUCCCGGGGCCGGCUGCGGGGUGGCUUGGGCUGGGAGUCCAGCCUCCGCCAGCGGCCCAUGCCGCGGCUCACCUUCCAGGCGGGGGACCCCUACUACAUCAGCAAGCGCAAGCGGGACGAAUGGCUGGCACGCUGGAAAAGGGAGGCUGAGAAGAAAGCCAAGGUAAUUGCAGUAAUGAAUGCUGUGGAAGAAAACCAGGGGUCUGGGGAGUCUCAGAAGGUGGAGGAAGCCAGCCCUCCCGCUGUGCAGCAGCCCACUGACCCUGCGUCUCCCACUGUGGCCACCACACCUGAGCCCGUGGGGGCCGAUGCUGGGGACAAGAAUGCCACCAAAGCAGCCGAUGAUGAACCAGAGUACGAGGACGGCCGGGGCUUUGGCAUUGGGGAGCUGGUGUGGGGGAAACUGCGGGGCUUCUCCUGGUGGCCAGGCCGCAUUGUAUCCUGGUGGAUGACGGGCCGGAGCCGAGCAGCCGAGGGCACCCGCUGGGUCAUGUGGUUCGGAGACGGCAAGUUCUCAGUGGUGUGCGUUGAGAAGCUGAUGCCACUGAGCUCAUUUUGCAGUGCAUUCCACCAGGCCACCUACAACAAGCAGCCCAUGUACCGCAAAGCCAUCUAUGAAGUCCUGCAGGUGGCCAGCAGCCGUGCGGGGAAGCUGUUCCCAGCAUGCCACGACAGUGAUGAGAGCGACACUGCCAAAGCUGUGGAGGUGCAGAACAAGCAGAUGAUCGAAUGGGCCCUUGGGGGGUUCCAGCCCUCUGGCCCCAAGGGCCUAGAGCCACCAGAAGAGGAGAAGAAUCCCUACAAAGAAGUUUACACAGACAUGUGGGUUGAACCCGAGGCAGCUGCCUAUGCACCACCCCCACCAGCCAAAAAGCCCAGAAAGAGCACAACAGAAAAGCCUAAGGUCAAGGAGAUUAUUGAUGAACGCACAAGAGAGCGGCUGGUGUACGAGGUGCGGCAGAAGUGCCGGAACAUUGAGGACAUCUGCAUCUCUUGUGGGAGCCUCAACGUCACCCUGGAACACCCCCUCUUCAUCGGAGGAAUGUGCCAAAAUUGCAAGAACUGCUUCCUGGAGUGUGCGUACCAGUAUGAUGACGAUGGCUAUCAGUCCUACUGCACCAUCUGCUGCGGGGGGCGUGAGGUGCUCAUGUGUGGAAAUAACAACUGCUGCAGGUGCUUUUGUGUGGAGUGUGUGGACCUCUUGGUGGGGCCAGGGGCUGCCCAAGCAGCCAUUAAGGAAGACCCCUGGAAUUGCUACAUGUGUGGGCACAAGGGCACUUACGGGUUGCUGCGGCGGCGGGACGACUGGCCCUCUCGACUCCAGAUGUUCUUCGCCAAUAACCAUGACCAGGAGUUUGACCCUCCAAAGGUGUACCCACCUGUCCCAGCCGAGAAGAGGAAGCCCAUCCGGGUGCUGUCUCUCUUUGACGGAAUUGCUACAGGGCUUCUGGUGCUGAAGGACUUGGGCAUUCAGGUGGACCGCUACAUCGCCUCGGAGGUGUGUGAGGACUCCAUCACGGUGGGCAUGGUGCGGCACCAGGGGAAGAUCAUGUAUGUCGGCGACGUCCGCAGUGUCACACAGAAGCAUAUCCAGGAGUGGGGCCCAUUCGAUCUGGUGAUUGGGGGCAGUCCCUGCAAUGACCUCUCCAUCGUGAACCCUGCGCGCAAGGGGCUCUAUGAGGGCACUGGCCGGCUCUUCUUUGAGUUCUACCGCCUCCUGCAUGAUGCGCGGCCCAAGGAGGGAGAUGAUCGCCCCUUCUUCUGGCUCUUUGAGAAUGUGGUGGCCAUGGGCGUUAGUGACAAGAGGGACAUCUCGCGAUUUCUUGAGUCCAACCCUGUGAUGAUUGAUGCCAAAGAAGUGUCAGCUGCACACAGGGCCCGCUACUUUUGGGGUAACCUUCCCGGUAUGAACAGGCCGUUGGCAUCCACUGUGAAUGACAAGCUGGAGCUACAGGAGUGUCUGGAGCAUGGCAGGAUAGCCAAGUUCAGCAAAGUGAGGACCAUUACUACUAGGUCAAACUCCAUAAAGCAGGGCAAAGACCAGCAUUUCCCCGUCUUCAUGAAUGAGAAGGAGGACAUCUUAUGGUGCACUGAAAUGGAAAGGGUGUUUGGCUUCCCUGUCCACUAUACCGACGUCUCCAACAUGAGCCGCUUGGCGAGGCAGAGACUGCUGGGCCGGUCAUGGAGCGUACCAGUCAUCCGCCACCUCUUCGCUCCGCUGAAGGAGUAUUUCGCUUGUGUGUAAGGGACAUGGGGGCAAACUGAGGUAGUGACACAAAGUUAAACAAACAAAAAAAAACACAAAACAUAAUAAAACACCAAGAACGUGAGGAUGGAGAGAAGUAUCAGCACCCAGAAGAGAAAAAGGAAUUUAAAACAAAAACCACAGAGGCGGAAAUACCGGAGGGCUUUGCCUUGCGAAAGGGGUUGGACAUCGUCUCCUGAUUUUUCAAUGUUCAUCUUCAGUCCUAUUUAAAAACAAAACCAAACUCCCUCCCCCUAUUCUCCCCCUCCCUCCCUUUUUUGGUCAGACCUUUCGUUUUCUACUCUUUUCAGAGGGGUUUUCUGUUUGUUUGGGUUUUUGUUUCUUGCUGUGACUGAAACAAGAGGGUUAUUGCAGCAAAAAUCAGUAACAAAAAAAUAGUAAUAUCUUGCAGAGGAAAAGUGGGAGAGAGGAAAAAGGAAAUUCUAUAGAAAUCUAUAUAUUGGGUAUUUUUUAUUUUUACUAUAUAUCUUUUUUUUGUUGUCUCUAGCCUGGUCAGAUAGGAGCACAAGCAGGGGACAGAAACAGAGACACUCGGGCAGAGGAAUUCCCUCCCAGCCACUGAGUUGUCUCGCCAGCACCAUUCCUGGUCAUGCAAAACAGAACCCAAUAGCAGCAGGGAGACAAGAACACCACACAAGACACUUUUCUACAGUAUUUCAGGUGCCUACCACACAGGAAACCUUGAAGAAAAUCAGUUUCUAGAAGCCGCUGUUACCUCUUGUUUACAGUUUAUAUAUAUAUGAUAGAUAUGAGAUAUAUAUAUAAAAGGUACUGUUAACUACUGUACAACCCGACUUCAUAAUGGUGCUUUAAAACAGCGAGAUGAGUAAAAACAUCAGCUUCCACGUUGCCUUCUGUGCAAAGGGUUUAACCAAGGAUGGAGAAAGGGAGACAGCUUGCAGAUGUGCAUUACCCUGGCAGGCUCCUCCCCUUGGUUUUUAACAAAGUGAAGGAGGAGAAUUGGGGAGCUGUGUUCUCCCGCUUCUCCCUGCCAAAAAGGGGGUUCAAUGAGGUGGUCGGGACCGUGGAAAGCUGAGAGUGGAAUUCAUCCAGACUCAUGCAAUAACCUUUUGAUUUUUUUCUAAAAGGAGACUCCCUCAGCAAGAAGGCAGGGUAAGGAGUCUUCAUUCCCAAUUUCUCACUUUAGCCAAUUCGAGGGCUCCUUGUGGUGGGAUCAGAAGUAAUCCAGAGUGUGGGAAAACGACAGUCAAACAACCCCACCUGGAGCAAAUAAAAAAACAUACAAAACGUA